This is a messenger RNA of Cyprinodon variegatus (sheepshead minnow), 996 nucleotides long. Its product is annotated as trace amine-associated receptor 1-like. NCBI's taxonomy places the organism in Eukaryota, Metazoa, Chordata, Actinopteri, Cyprinodontiformes, Cyprinodontidae. Gene Ontology annotation, cellular component: membrane. The transcript has a single exon. The record is from RefSeq and is a predicted model, not a curated record. Gene Ontology annotation, molecular function: G protein-coupled receptor activity. Bases 1 to 996 code for a protein of 331 amino acids. Gene Ontology annotation, biological process: adenylate cyclase-activating adrenergic receptor signaling pathway.
AUGGAACAUCAGCUAGUUGCCAACCAAAGUGUAUUUACCACACACCCAUGUUAUGAAUCAUAUGACUCCAUUUACAAAUUCACAAGUAACCCUUCUUUUAGUUGUGUGGCAUUGUAUGUUUUUCUUGGCUCUUUGUCUCUUAUAACAGUGUGUGGAAAUCUUCUUGUAAUAAUAUCAAUCAUUUACUUCAAACAGCUCCACACUCCUGACAACUACCUUGUCCUCUCCCUUGCUGUGGCUGACCUGCUUGUCGGAAUUUUAGUUUUUCCUUUCAGCAUGAUGUUCACUGUUACUUCAUGUUGGUAUGAUGAAGAUUUGUUUUGCAAAAUACGAGGCAGCUUUGAUGUAACACUGAGCACUGCUUCUAUUUUGAACCUAUGUUGCAUUUCUAUUGACAGAUAUCAUGCUGUGUGUAAGCCUCUGAAUUACAGAAGUGCAAUGAAUGAUCGUAUCAUUGCAUUCAUGAUUCUUGGAUGCUGGGUUACGGCAGCUUUAAUUGGAAUUGGCAUCAUCAUAGCAGGAUUCAACCAAGGAAAAUGUGAAGGGAAUUGUGUAAUUGAUGCUUUGAUAUCAACCACUUUGGCAUGUAUUUUCUCUUUCUAUAUCCCAGUCAUUAUAAUGCUUGGUAUCUAUCUAAAGAUUUUCCUUGUUGUACAGAGUCAAUUAAAAAGCAUUCACAGCACUGCCUGUCAAACCAGAAAGUCAACUGCAGCUCUCAGUAAGAUGGAAAGAAAAGCAACAAAGACCCUUGCUGUUGUAAUGGGGGUUUUCCUCUUGUGUUGGACCCCCUAUUUUCUUUUAAUCAUAUUUCAGCCUUUAACAUAUGACGCAACACCAAUCAAUGUGAUUGAAAGUCUUAAUUGGCUUACUUUGUCCAAUUCUAUGUUGAAUCCUUUUAUCUAUGCUUUCUUUUACAGCUGGUUUAGAUCAGCUGUCAGACUGAUCAUUUCUGGAAAAAUAUUUCAAGGUGACUUUGCCAACAGCAAGCUUUUUUAA